AAUCACACUGUUGAUAUUAUGUCAAAUUAUUAAUAACCAUUCAAUAUAUGUAAUGUUUGAGCUCUUAUUUUGAAAGAUCCUCUUCGCCAGUCCUCCCGGGAGUCGGAGUCACGCCUCUGAAGGUUUGGUUCGUCGCGGGUUUGUUCAUAUCAACGAUGGCUGUGCAAACGGAGAGAGGAAUCCCGCUCAGUGCGCUUAAUCCAAAGUUCCUUCACACCAACUCCACCAGCCACACCUGGCCCUUCGGUGCUAUUGCAGAGCUGAUAGACAAUGCUUACGACCCAGAUGUGAGUGCCAAACAGUUUUGGAUUGAUAAGACAACAAUCAAAAGUCAAGACUGUCUAACUUUCAUGGAUAAUGGAGCAGGAAUGGAUUACGAUAAGAUGUACAAAAUGCUCAGUUUUGGCUUCAGUGAUAAGAAGACUAUAAAAGGCCAUGUCCCUGUGGGCCUCUACGGCAAUGGAUUUAAGUCUGGUUCCAUGCGCUUAGGAAAAGACACUAUUGUGUUUUCCAAGAAUGGAGAGUCCAUGUGUGUGGGCCUUCUGUCCCAGACCUAUCUUCAGGAGAUACAUGCAGAGAAUGUCAUUGUACCUAUUGUCUCAUUUAAACGCGUCGGACAGUCAUUCCGACCCGAGUCACAACACGCAACAAGUCUUCAAGAUAUCCUGCAGUACUCUCUGUUCCAGACCGAGGAAGAGCUGCUCUGUGAGCUCAAUGCCAUCAAUGCCAUCAAUGCAUACUCUGACACUGAGUCCACCGGAACACGAAUCAUCAUCUGGAACCUCCGCAAAACAUCCACAGAUAAAUCUGAGUUUGUCUUUGAAACGGGCUGCAACGACAUCCAGAUUCCAUCUGAAGUAUAUGAGAGUGAAAAAAAGAAAUACAAGCAGCCGUCUCAUGUAUUUCUGUCAAGCCCAGAGAGCGACUUCUCUCUGCGGGCGUACUGUAGCAUCCUAUACUUGAAGCCCAGAAUGCAGAUUAUCAUUUGUGGACAGAAAGUGAAAACCCAGCUGAUCUCUAAAAGCCUGGAGCACAUUGUCAAGAAUAAAUACAAACCCACCUUUCUAAAUAGAAAAAGCAUUCCUAUCACAUUUGGCUACAACACCAAGAGCAAAGAACAUUACGGAGUCAUGAUGUACCAUAAAAACAGGCUCAUCAAAGCCUAUGAACGUGUUGGAUGUCAAAACAAGGGAAAUGAAAAAGGAGUGGGAGUCAUUGCAGUGAUAGAGUGCAACUUCCUCAAGCCAACACACAACAAGCAGGACUUUGACUACACAGAAGACUACAGGAGAACUAUGAACGCUUUGGGGGAGAAACUGGAGGAGUAUUGGAAUGCGAUCCGCCUUAAGAAAGGAUCAAACACUACAUUACCUAUCCCGAAGUGUCCUGAUCAGAACUGGGUUCAGUGUGAUGAAAUGAAAUGUCAAAAAUGGAGGAAACUUCCAGAUGGCAUCGACGUGAAUAAGCUCCCUGAAAAAUGGUUCUGUCGGUAUAAUCCAGACCCCAUGUUCAGGCGAUGUGAACAAGAAGAAGAAGCUGAAGAUUCUGAAGAUGAAUCUACAGACUGCCUGAAAAAUUACAAACAGCAUAAGAGAAACCUCAAAAAACAGCAGGAACAGAGAAGAACUCAGGCCCCUUCCUCACCCAGAUCACCUACAUCGAUGAGCCCUUUUAAUUCAAUGCCCCAUUCACAGUCUGCUUCUAGCCCCUCGGACAGCAUGCCAGUGAUUUCAAAUAUCAUGUCCCUCUCCACUCCUAAAAGAACAAAAAGAAGUCUAGGAUUAUCCCAGAGCCAAAAUGUAAAAAGAGCAAGAACAUUACAUGACUACUGUAGCAACACUCCAGAUAGUCCAUCAACAUCCACAGCUACAUCAGAUGCCAUAAACUCACCUUUGGGGACUGUGAACUAUAAUGGAAAUAAAGUUGAUGAAAACAGUGUAGAGAGCAGUGACAAUGAUGACAUUGUUAUUGAUGAAACCCACAGCACGCCAAGACCCAAAGCCUUUGACCUUUCUAAUGUGAAGACAGAAGAAAAGACCAGUGAUGAUGCACCAGGAUUACAUAUGGAGAGCAGUGAUCACGCUUCCAUGGAAAAUGAAACUGAAGACACCGGAAAGGAAACAAUGGAAGCAUCAACUUCCAGUGGCCAAACAAACAUAACAACCCAAACAGAACGUCUGACUGUAAAGGCAGAGGAAGACCACCAGAUAAGAAAUGAAGAAGGUGAGAUCAAGAAAGAAGAGAUUGAGAAUGAUGCAAGAAGGAUGGAACAGAGCACUAAUGAGGUAGAAAGCAGGAUAAGUAACAAUACAGAAAUAAUCAAAGGCCCCAUGGAGGUUGAGAAAUGUAGUAGCGUAGAAGCCUUUAGACCAAAUCUCAUGAAACUAGAGGAGAUACCUAAGGAGAAUAAGAUCAGUUUUGAACAACAUGCAAAGUCAGAUGUAGAACACCAGGAAGGUAUGACACCAACAACUUCCAAGACCUCACUUUUUUCUAACAUAGACAUAGACCUUAUGCCAAGCCAUGAAGCACAGAAGCAACAGGAUAACCUGCUAGAUCUCCUGGAGGCCACAGCCCGGGAGAGAGAUGAAUUGAGAGAGCUAGUUCAGGAGAAAGAAAUCAAACUCUUGAAACUCACCAUGGAAAAGCACUGCAGCCAUCAGAGCAUCCAAACAGAUCCAUCAGAGGAACAAAACUAUAAGACUCUUUACUUACAGGCCACCCAGUGCAUCGAAGAGCUUAGGCAAGAAAGGGAUGAGCUAAAAAGGAAACAGGAGGUGUUGCAAAUCAAAGCUGAAAAAGAGGCACAGGAUGAGGUGUGUCGUGACCGGUUGAAAGCUAAGGAUGGGGAACACUCAUCAACAACGAGCAUUUGUGAAAAUAUAGAAGAUGAAAUGGCUCUUCAGGUGGACCUUCUCCUAAGAGAGAUGGACAAGCGCAAUACCGAAUGCAAUGAACUGAGAAGUAAGUUGGACAGCUUGGAGCAAGAGAAAUCUCAAUUUAAACAGUUGCAGAAGGAAGUAGAAGAGCUAAGGAAACAGAAAGUGGAGUGGAGCAAUGCAAGAGAGCAAGAGACUCUGAAGGACAGUAACACCAGUUCAGAACCAACAUGCAGCGCAAACCUUGUGAAUGGGAUCAAAAUAGAAGGAGAGAGCAAUGAAAGACCUGUGGAGGGAGAGAAUGCAGUGACACCGGCCAAGUUAAGGGGGCUGAGGUACAACAUUGCCCGUUUAUUGGUCACUUAUGUUCCUGCCCUGGACCUGGACCAAGUGAAUUAUGACUGUGAGGUCAUAGAUGAGAUUUUAAAUCAGGUCAUACAGGAUAUGUACCCCACUGAGACCACAAUUACUUAAAGCCAGUUGCCAAAGUGUUCAGCCUAGGUUAAUGUUUUGUGCAUGGAGACAAAUUGUUCAAAUGUUAUUUCACUCUGAAAAUAUUAAUCAUACUAUUAAAUUGUUAAGUUUUAUUUACAUGUUUUUCCUGAUUAACAGUCGAAGUUGUUUGGGCAAGUUUUACAAUCUUUUAUACAUUCUUGUUUUUGUUUUGUUUGUUUUCGUUAUUGGAAUAGAAAUAAGUUGUUUCAAGAAUAAAGUUUGAUCUUUCUGUCACAAAGACUUAAGCCUAUAAAGCUUACAAAUGUUGUGCCAUUUCAUGCUAGGUUUCUGUAAUUUUUCUGAUAUGCAAUUGUGUGUAUUUCUGAUACACAAUAUUUGGUAUACACAGUUAUGAGUGGAUAACAGCAGUAGGAGGUGCUACUCAAAUUGUGUACCGCCACUUCUGUGUAUAAUAUUGUACAUAGCACUGUUUUGGAAAAAUAGUAAUUAAUAAUUUUAUAUUUGUUUGAUUAAACAUUGUUCUUUCUGUC
Molecule: messenger RNA, 3865 nt
Organism: Cyprinus carpio (common carp)
Lineage: Eukaryota; Metazoa; Chordata; Actinopteri; Cypriniformes; Cyprinidae
Product: MORC family CW-type zinc finger protein 3-like
Cellular component (GO): PML body; nucleus
Molecular function (GO): ATP hydrolysis activity; zinc ion binding
Source: RefSeq, a predicted model, not a curated record